Molecule: messenger RNA, 9727 nt
Organism: Rhipicephalus sanguineus (brown dog tick)
Lineage: Eukaryota; Metazoa; Arthropoda; Arachnida; Ixodida; Ixodidae
Gene: sev
Product: proto-oncogene tyrosine-protein kinase ROS-like
Biological process (GO): protein phosphorylation; regulation of TOR signaling; multicellular organism development
Cellular component (GO): signaling receptor complex; membrane
Molecular function (GO): protein binding; transmembrane receptor protein tyrosine kinase activity; ATP binding
Source: RefSeq, a predicted model, not a curated record
CCGAAAAAGCGUCCGAUGGGAGAGGACGACGGUACGGAGCGGCGUAGCUGCGGCGGCGUCGGACGCACGUUUUGAUUGCAAUUUCAGCCGGGCGGCUGGUAGCGCACACGGGUACAUGGCGCGGUCAGCGAAAGAUGUGCCACGAUGACACGCGCUUCUCGUCGGCGGGAUAACCGGCCGGGCCCGGCGGCGGCGUGCUGCGCUCCCCAUCUUCAUCUCGUGACGACUGUGCGGUGGUUGUGUGUGUGGUGGCCCCUUCAGGCGAUCCUGCUUCUGUGCGCGGGGACAUGCGGCUCGGCCGACGUGGAUGUGGUGGCCACUUGUUACGCCGACUGCGGAUCGCGCCUGUUGGUGGAAGAAGAGAGCUUCAACGUGGUGUGCGACGCGGACUGCCGGUUACGAAAGUGCCGAGAUGGUUGUGACAAGUGGCGAUACCCAUCGUCAUGUGAUCAUGUUUGCAAUAAGACGGGCUCCUCUCAUGGAAAGGACCUGUUCUGUCUCAUGGGAUGCAACCUGGCAGUUACGGAGUACCUACGACAUAUUAAAGCACAAAUCGGCCAGCCACAGCCGCCUUACCUGGUGGCCGACUCGCGAACCCACGACACGGUGACCAUUCGCUGGAAGACGUCACCGCUGGCGCCAAACGUCACCUACCUGGUGCAGUGGAAGUACGAGGCCCUGCCUAGCGACUGGGAGUACUACCGGCCUGACCUCCCGCUCGCCAAGAACGUGCUGCGCAUUCAGGGACUCAGACCCUACACCAAAUACAGGUUCCGGGUUGCCUGGAUCCUUCUGCCAAACCAGAGUCCCCUGUUUUCGCAGCCGAGCGUCGUGAUAUCUACAGAGCCACAUGGAGUUCCUUCGACCCCACCAAAGAUCACCAGCCUCACUACUGUCGGCCCUCGGAGCAUCGCGGUCAGUUGGGACCCUCCGCUGUUCCCCAACGGUCCGAUCCUCUCCUACGCUCUCUACCUCGUGGAACAGCCCAGCGGCUUUACAACUGUCAAGGACGUCUCGGACGUGUCCGGAGGCCUGUACUUCAUGUUCAGUGGCCUCCGACCGGAGGUUCUGUACACCGUGUCGGUGGCCACCAACAACAACCUCGGCAUGGGACCGGCGGACAAGCGCAACAUCACGACACCGCCACAGAGCGUGAGCAACAUGAUACCAAUACCCGAACCGUACCUCAUCAUCGCGACAAAAUGGCAAGUGCUGAGACAAGGACUGAGCAUCCUGGACCCACCGGUGGCAGAAUUCUACACUCCGUCACAUUCUGUAGAUAUAACUGGCGUCGCCAUGCACGUGUCCCAGAACGUGCUCUUUGUGGCCGACAGCUCGGGCACCAUCUACCGCGUCGACCUCUCGGAAAAGUUUCGCUACAGCCCCAUCAUGCACAACGCCUCUAGUCAUCCCGGUCUCCUAUCGGUCGAUUGGUUGAGUCAGCUGCUCUACAUACUCGAAGACGGCCAGAUAACCCGGUGCAACUUCACUGGACAGGAUUGCAGAACGGCCGUGUGGGGAUUUGACAAAAGACCAAGUGAAAUGAAGGUUGAUCCCUACAACGGCUACCUUUAUUGGGUCCUCCAAAAUGGCACCACGGGAGGCCUCUACCGCAUCGACCUCGCUCGCAUCGUCAAGAACGCCGCGGCGAGACAAGAGGCGCAGCUUCUGGUCAAGGACACCGACCUGAGGACGUUCGUGGUCGACUACAAGAACUACCGGUUGCUGCUGCCCAAAAAGUCGCAGAACACCGUCGUGUCGGUGUCGCUGUCGGCUGGCGACGAGACCGACGUGCGUCGCAACUCGCAGCGUCACCAGUUCACUGACGUUCGCCGGCUGGACUCGCACGGCGGCAACCUGUACUGGACCACGGCCGCCGAAGCCUUCGGCGAAGAGUACCACGACAAGGGAGACAAGUUCUACCACAACAAGUACACCGUCGAGGGACAGCCGCUCGUCUACCUGGGCGUGUUCCAUCCGCUCUCGCAGCCAUUCCCUGUUCCUGUCAACCCAGUUCAAGGGGUACAAGCCAUUUUCAAGGAGGAUCUAGCUAAGAUUGCUUGGGAAAAACCACGACUUCUUGGGGGAUUGGGUGCCGGCUCAUGGCAGGAGUGGCUGUACGAGGUUCGCGUGCAAGACCAGUCAACGCAUGUGUACAUCUACGCGAUGAACAUCAGCGACACGACGACUACGGUGCGCAACCUGAGGCCCGACACCGCCUACUCGGUCAAAGUGCGCGCCUACAGCCCCGGCGGAAGGGGACCCUGGUCCGUCGACUUCGUGGGACGCACUCUACGCAAGCCCUCCAAGCAAGGCUACCCUUACAUGCUAUGGAGCGCCAACGAGGCCCUGCUCAAGUCCGAUAUCGUGGGCGACAGUGUGCAGCCUCUGAUCCACUGGAGCAGCCUCAACGGAGCCUACAUUACAGACAUAGCUUGGUAUCAAAACCAGCUGUUCCUGAACACGAACACCUCUACGGUCUACACAUACAACAUCUCGUCUCAUUUUUCCCUGGAGCGACUGCCCAACAUAAGCCACGCGGCUGCAGUGGCAGUCGACUGGUUGGCACCGAAAUUGUACUGGUCGAGUCCACUGAGACAAAUGAUAUCCCGUUCCAACCUGGACGGAACUCACCCCGAGGCGCUUCCUUUUUUAACGAUGGCUCAAGAGAUAGCCGUCGACUCGCUGGCCGGCUAUCUCUACUGGGCUACUUCGCACAGCGUGGAAUGUUCACGCCUCAACGGCGACGACAGGCUUUCUUUCUUUCAGACUGGACUCUUCUCCGGAAAGCAAGUUAUGGGGCUAACGCUAGACGUCGGCAACAGAAAAGUUUACUGGAUGGUUAGGAGCUUCGAAGGUUCCAAACUUUUUCAAGCCCCCAUGAGAAAAGAUGUCCAGGACAACCACAUCGCCGGGAAGAUCAUCGGACCUCUUAGCGAAAGUGAAAUGAAGGGACCCGUCUGGUACUUCAGCGACCGCCUCUACUGGAUCCACCAGGAGAAGCAGGCGGUCAUCUCCAACAUGCUCGGUCAGAGCGUCGCUACGCUCAAGGGCCUGGGUCUCUUCGAACUCAAGGCUUUGGCCGUGGUCGAUUCUUCACUGCAGCCCUAUCCAGGUGGCAUGGACAAAGCGGUGGUGAACGUCGUCCCUUCGCAAAUAAUGCCGGAGGGAAUCCAGGUGAUCGGCACGUGGGAAAACUUCACGAUCAUCUGGCCCUUGGAGACCGAGGUCAACUACGGCAAAGUUCAGUACGAGCUCAGGAUCAAGGACGACCGCGAAGUCUACACUCAGGUGACGGAAGCGAAUCGUUUCGUGUAUCCCUCGUCAAGUCUCCUGAGACCCUACACUCGGCUCGAGAUCGUAGUAAGGGCCUACACGUUCUGGGCGUCUUCGAGGCCGACGACUACAGUGAUUUACUCGCCAAUGUCAGUGCCCACGGAGCCUCUGCAACCACGCGUAUUCGUGAGCCACAAGUCGUCGCCGCUGCGACAGCGCUCGGUCAUAGAAGCCGAGUUCCGUUGGGCGAGGCCGCAACACCCGAACGGCGUGAUCGAGAGCCACCGCGUCAACUGCUGGUUCUACAAGGACGGUACCAUCAGCACGCUGUGCCGCAACGUACGCGUCUCCGGUGACGCCCUGCAUUACCGCAUCACCGACCUGCUACCCAACACCACGUACUACUUUGAGGUCGGUGCGGCAACGCGCGCUGGCGAAGGCCCCAUGAGCGAGUUGGUGCAAAUGAGCACGGCCCGCGAACACCCCGUUCCGCGGCUGCUGCUUGCCAAGACCGACGCCGUCAAGCUGAGCGACGUGGACCUUCACCAGGAGAGGCUGCUCUCGAGCAAGGCCAGCCGACCCGUGGCACUGGCCUACCUGGGACAGGACGGGCGCGUCUUCUGGCUCGAAGAGAAAGGCCUACUCAUGGCCUCAGCGCUGGACGGAUCCAACAUCAGCGUGGUGCACAGCCUCCCGUCAGCGGGCACAAGCCUUGCCAUCGACUGGGUUGGUCGGUACUUGUACUGGACGGAGAACAAGCGUUCCACGGGACAGAGUUCCAUCAUCGUCAUGGACCUCAACCAAGGACACAACUUCUACAGCGUCCUCAACACCAGCGAACACAUAAACUCCGUGGAAGUCGACCCUUUCACCAGCACUCUCAUCUACACUGUGACCAACGAGCGCGGAGCCACCACACUCAUGGUGUGCGACACGGACGGCUCGAACCCGCGCCGAUUCUUCAAGCGGUUGCACGCGGGAAAUACGAGCUCUAUCGGUCGUCCAGAAUCCAGAAGGCGGCGCGACCGCUACUCGUGCACCUGCGACCCACACUCGUCCGUGGGACAGGCGGUCACCCUGGACAGGUCGGUGAAGACCGAACCUCGGCUGCUGUGGGUGGACGGCGACCACGGUCACGUGUGGUCGGCCGACCUGGAAGGCUGCAACUGCACCAUGAUCGUGAACGCCACCGAGGUCAAGGACGUUGGUUUGCCCCCGACGUCUCUCACCGCUGACAAGUUCUUCAUCUAUUGGUCAAACUCGUCGACGGACAAGAUUUACAGCUUCGACAAAUCCAAGCUGGCUGUUGUCUCGGACUCGUCUCCUGAAGGCGCCGACACACAUGGCCCGCAGAAGCGACGUGUCCAGUCCGAAGCUGCUCGAGGAAUCCGCGGCAUACGGGCCAUCGGCGAUCACCUCCAGCCUUAUCCUGACGCCGUGUGCUUGUCACCCCCGGACAACGUGACCGCGCCAACGCUCGUUUCGGCCUCUUCGCACCAGUUGGUCAUCAAGCUACCCGAGCCUGUGCGACCAUCUGUUUGUCGGAAGGUUUCAAUGGCUUCCAUCAAGUACACGCUGUUCUACGGCUUGAUUACUCCAGACAACGUCUGGCAGUGCUCCGAGUCUCUCUACGGAUGCAGGACGCUGGAAACGUACAACACAACGGUUAUCCUUAAGGAUCUCCUUCCGUUCACAAAGUACACGGUCCGGGUGGCGAUGAGCAACUUCUACAGCAUCGGAAUGUCCAGUCCCGGACCAAACGCAAUCUUCCAGACUGCGGAAGGAGCUCCCAGCGAACCGAUCCUGGUCCAAGUGGAAGCCUUGACUCCCACUCGCAUAGCGGUCCAGUGGCGUCCUCCGAUUAAACCCAACGGUCACCCGCUGUCGUACGAGGUGCGCUGGUACCGCGAGGGCAGCGUCCACAAGUGGCACUCCAUGUCCUACCUGACGGGCACGCCCAUCGACGACCGCUCGUUGAGCUACAGGAUGCUUCUUAAGGACAUGGCGCCUGGAACCAAGUACAGCAUCCUGGUGAGAGCUUACUCACGGAAAGGUGACAUGCACAGUGACAGUGAGUUGCUCUCCGUCACCACCUUCGACUUGCCCGGUAACCUGACGCUGGCUCGCGUGACAUCGCGCGAAAUGGACCUCACGUGGACAGCACCGAGUGAACCCGUUAUACUGAGCCACAGGGUCGAGUACCUCAAGCCGAGCACCUCCGAGUGGCGGUACUUCACGAGCGAAGCGACGCAGGCGAACCGAACGUACAUCUACCCUCUGCGCAAGCUCCUGCCCAGGACCCGUUACUCGCUGCGCAUGGUGUUGACCUACCGCAGCUCGCUCAACGACAGUUUCCCGUGGCCUCCGAUGGGACACUUCGCCUUCCAGACCCUCGCCGACAGCCCCGGCAAGGCGACGCCUCCCGAGGUGUCCCUCCUGGGCAAGGACCUCUUCCAGGUCCGGUGGGGCGAUGUGCCCCGCAACGGCGGCGAGCUACUCAUCUACGAGUUGCAAGUCAGGACCGUGGACGUCGUUGCUGAGCAACGAACGGAGGACGGCAGCUCUCCGACAGUCCCCAGCCAAUCAGCCUGGGUCACGGCUUACAACAGUAGCGUGAACCACUGGAUCAUUCGGGACCUGCAGGCUCAGCACAAAUACGUGUUCCGGGUUCGGGCCCUGAACGAGUACGGUGAAGGAGAGUUCAGCGAACCCAGCGAGCCUUUCGAACUGCCGGAGCCCGGAGCUGUUAUCGACAUUGCAUACAGCCCUGUCAGAAAGAUCAUAAUCUUCGCAUUCCUUGGCAUCCUGCUGUUUGCCAGCGUGAUCGUGCUGUCUCUGUACAUUGUUUACAAGAGGAGGCAGAAGGAAAAGAAAGUUCUUCAGGAUAACGUUCGUGAUCUCCGGCCGGACCUUGAGUUGGCGACGCUCAGCGAACUGCCUCGCAACGGAAAUUUCAUUCAACAGAACAACGCUCUGUAUGCGCUCGGAGACUUACCUUUAGACGAAGAGCUCGCUUCUGUGCCUCUUAUCGAGAGGGAUCAGAUAAUACUUACGAAGUUCCUUGGAAGUGGAGCCUUCGGCGAAGUCUACGAAGGAAUUGCCCACAGCCUCGGAGGAGAAGGCAUGCCACCAACCAAAGUUGCUGUCAAGAACCUUCGGAAAGGUGCCACAGAGCAGGAAAAGGCCGAAUUCUUGAAGGAAGCGAAACUCAUGAGCAACUUCAAACACGAACACAUCCUGAGGUUACUCGGCAUCUCUCUGGACAACAGCCUGCACUUUAUUAUACUUGAACUCAUGGAAGGAGGAGACCUUCUGUCCUACCUUAGAAGCAAUCGACCAGUCGCAGGAGAGAGGUCGCCCCUGACAUUAAACGACCUUCUCAGCAUAUGCGUCGAUGUGGCCAAGGGCUGCAAAUACCUCGAAGACAUGCACUUCGUGCACAGGGAUCUUGCGGCGAGGAACUGUCUCGUGUCGAGCACGGACCCCGCCCAGCGCGUGGUGAAGAUCGGCGACUUCGGGCUGGCGCGAGACAUCUACAAGCACGACUACUACCGCAAGGAGGGCGAGGGACUGCUGCCCGUGCGAUGGAUGCCGCCGGAGUCACUCGUAGACGGCGUCUUCACCAACCACUCGGACGUCUGGGCAUUUGGUGUUCUCUUAUGGGAAGUCAUGACGAUGGGCCAGCAGCCUUAUCCGGCUAGAAAUAAUCUCGAAGUCCUCCACUACGUCCGCGAAGGAGGGCGUCUUGACAAUCCAGACAACUGCCCCGAUGACCUCCACGAACUCAUGCUUAGGUGCUGGUCAUACAAUCCGGAAGAAAGACCCGAUUUCGCGUUUUGCUUGGAUACCUUGGAGUUUCUGCGAGAGAAAUACCAGGCUCUCGCGAGCAUCGCUACGGCUGUCCACAAUCACAACUAUAUUGGACAGUCCUUCACAGGUCCUAGCAAAGUUCUGAGCACUCCGGAGCAGAAUUCGCUGCUUAUGGCUCAAGAAUCGGACUGCUUGAGCAUUUCCAGCGAUCCAGCGACAACACAGUUGCCACUGCUGCAACACAGUCGGUACGACGCAUCGCCCUUAACGCCGACCGACAUGAACGACAAUGCGACGCGGUACCUGCAGCUGCUUUGCGACAACGAACCCGCGGUUGACGCCGACGGUUACGAGGUCCCGCUGCCGCCACCGCCAAACCACGUCCAGUCUUUUCGGCAAGCCGGAGGCGGCGUGGAAACGUCUUCUCUGAGGGUCACGUCAAAGCCGAGGGCUCCUCUUCCUAUCGCGGCCACGCGGUCUUCGCGCCUGAAGGCAACACCGCCUCCGGCGCUCUCUUUUCCCAGCAUGUCGCCGCCGGCAGUUCCGCGAGCGAACCACAUGACCGCCGGCAAGGAACAGAGCCGGAGUAGGGAGUCGCUGCUGAACGGCGACCAACGCCACAGCGAGGGCGACGGCAGCAACGACUGCGGUCGGAGGUCACCCACCGUCACGUCGGCGCUUCUCAAGUCGCCCAAGAGCAGCUGCUCCGAGUCGGACUCGGUGGAAGGCGGGACGGCCCCGACGUACGACCCGAUCGAGACCCUCAAAGAGAUCUUCGCGCGCGGCGGCGGUCGAGGAAGGGAGACGGCGGAUGCCCAGGGUUGGUCGCUGUCCACGUCUUCCACGGCGCCGUGUACGCCUUGUACGACGAGCGGGGACGACUCCGCUCCGGCGAGCCACCGCAACAGCGGCAGUGGAAUCUCGUCGCUUUCGGCCACGUCGGCCAUGGAGUUGGACUACAUGCCUAAGUCGUCGUGGUGCUGAGAACCGGUGUGUGUGUGUGUGUGUGAGUGAGUGCGCGAAGUGAACUUCGAGCGCGAAGCUGUGGCAGACUUGAGUGGCCAGGCUGAAUCACGGUGGGACCUGGGAGCACGUGUCUUUGUGGUACGUCUUAUCGCCAGGACUGAAAGGGACAAAUCAGUGCAGUGUUUUAAGCCUACCACGGCGAAAAGGUGGCAAAAACAACUAUUUUUUUUAUUUCUCUGUUUAUUUUGGGAGUCGUCUUGUGGACUUGGAGACAGGUGCAUUUAGCACUUGCACAACAACGAUUUCUAUCACUGUUAGAUGUCAAAUACAAUGGGCGAUUGCCUUGUGGGACUGAAGUGAAUGGACAGAAUUUUAGAUAAGUUGCAACGACGCAGUUCAAAGAAACUCUUCUCAUUUACAGGGACCGAACAUAGCAUGAGCAUGUCCAACAUGGAUGCAGGGAGGUGUCCAUUAUGAGCGGACCAAUUCCGGUUAGUUUUUGAUAUCGGUGACUUCUACUGUGUUCAGUCAUAAGGAAUAUAGUUUCCUUCCAGCGCCACACGAUGCAGAGAGUCUUGAUGGGCGAUGAAAAGUCAGCUGCAUUUGAAUUCUUCAUUGCUGAAACCUCUUGUCACCAAAUGUUGCCAACAUUUGUCGGUGCAUAUUCAGUGAAAGCCAAAAGCAGAGCGUCUACGUCAAAGUGACACGAACGGACACAAAAGGUACCGCGUUAUGAACCACGUGUACUUGUUUUUUAAGCAUGAAAUGCUUUUAGCUCCCGUCGCCGGCGGCCUUAAAGUGACCUUAACUAAAUGUCAUCGCCGUUAUCUGGGCACUGACACGAGAAUAUACGGGGUCUUAAAACGAGAAAUCCGGGUACUCUAAUGAGAUCAUCCGGGCAUCGCUGCGAGAACGGUACGAGACAUCCGAGCAAUCAGCCAAAAAGUUUUUAAAAUGCUUACGUUUACUCUACCUCUGUACGGGGCACUCUCGUAUGGCGACGUCGUCUUGUUUCGGUCACAGUUUUGACUAUAAAUCUUUGUUUGUCAUGCCAAAGUCAGAUACGUAUAUAGGAAACCUAUGGUGCUUGGUAAACUCCUAAGAGUCUUGCCUGUGUACAAAUAUAUAUUUAAUAUGCCUUUGCUCUCGCCACUCUAAGGGCACAUACGUGUAUCAUAUCUUUUCAAUCACAACAUUGUCAUCCUUUACCUGGUAGUUGUUUUACGUUUUCUGUGCGGCACCCCGUCUAUCAGGGGUGUGCUUCAGCGGUGGUCUUGGGGGAAUGUACGUUUUAUGUAAAUAAUAUAGAUCUGAAAAUAUAUAUGUGAUGCUUAAAAUCAAACUAGAUAUACCAACAAAUGAAUUUCAUCUGUGUGUGUGUGUGUGUGUACAUACGUAUGUUCUGUAAAUUGUCUCUUUUAGCUGUAUAGAAACCUCGCAUGCAUCUAUGUCUUCUGAAGCCGCUGAGUUAUACUAUAGGUCACAUUGUUUGCAAGCGUGACGAUAUUUUAGCCGCACAAAUUUAUUUGACCAACUUCGCGUAAUUACAGGCCCAGUGUAGGAGCCUAAGGUUACUAAAAUUGUAGGCGUCGAAUAUGGCGCUGUUUUAUUGUUUGUUCCAGUUCCUAAAUUAAAGAGGUCCCAACAAGCCUUACGUUGUUGGUAUUUGACUUGC